Lichtheimia ornata is the source of this 1062-nucleotide messenger RNA. RefSeq lists its product as uncharacterized. The record is from RefSeq and is a predicted model, not a curated record. Gene Ontology annotation, biological process: zinc ion transmembrane transport; intracellular zinc ion homeostasis. The transcript has 2 exons. Gene Ontology annotation, molecular function: zinc ion transmembrane transporter activity. Lineage: Eukaryota; Fungi; Mucoromycota; Mucoromycetes; Mucorales; Lichtheimiaceae. Gene Ontology annotation, cellular component: membrane. Bases 1 to 1062 code for a protein of 353 amino acids.
AUGUCAUUACAGGCAACCGCGUUUGCCUACCUCUUUCCAGGCAGCCCCAUGGUGAACUCAUUGCUGGCCACAGCUUACAUUUCCAUCUUCCCCAAUCUACUAUUGUACUUUGUCCCUCCUGAUAUCAAUACAGGCGCGUUGAACGUCUUGGUCAGUUUUGCUGUUGGUGGAUUAUUGGGAGAUGUCUUUUUGCACUUGUUGCCACAUGCAUUCCUCGGUGAACACGUUGAGAGCGGAUCCAUGGUGCAGGUCAAUGAGCAAAAGAAUGUCCUUAUCGGCAUGGGUAUCUUUGGUGGAUUGUUCUUCUUUUUCGUCAUGGACAAGUUGAUGCGUGUCUUUAAUGGUGGUAGCGGUCAUGACCAUCAUCAUCAUCACCACCAAGAACAGAACGACCAUGAUCAUGCAACAACAUCUGCUGUGAAGGAUUCAAAAGACAACAAUCUUCGACAACGUAAUGGUGGAAAGCAAAAAGAGAAUGAAAAGGAGGAAGAGGAGGAACACAAGCAUAACAACAAUGAUGGUGGUAUCAAGCUUAGUGCCUAUUUGAACUUGCUUGCCGAUUUUACACACAACAUGACGGAUGGUCUUGCCAUGGCAGCUUCCUUCUAUGCAUCCCCCAGCGUCGGUGCCACUACCGCUGUAGCUGUAUUUUUCCACGAGAUCCCUCAUGAAGUGGGUGAUUAUGCCAUCUUGAUCCAGUCAGGUUUCACCAAGCAACGAGCCAUGAUGGCGCAAUUCACAACAGCUGUUGGCGCUUUUCUUGGUACUAUUAUCGGCAUCGUCAUUGAGCAAAUGUCUCGGUCGUCAUCAUCCGAAAAGGCAGCACAUGAUGCAUUGCAUGAUGCUGGUAUCAUGGCAACCGGUUUACAAUGGAGCGAUUUGGUGAUUCCUUUCACUGCUGGUGGAUUCAUGUACAUUGCUACGGUGGGUGUCAUUCCUGAACUACUCGAAGUGACCGGCAAGAUUCAAAAAGAUCGUCGUCAAGCAUUAUAUGAAUUUGGAGCCAUGUUGGUGGGAUUAGCUUUGAUGGCUGUCAUUGCAUGGAACGAGGGAGCCGCAUAA